Messenger RNA from Paramecium octaurelia, 1651 nucleotides. The record is from the annotation of a GenBank genome assembly. NCBI's taxonomy places the organism in Eukaryota, Ciliophora, Oligohymenophorea, Peniculida, Parameciidae.
UGUAAGUCCAACUGUUGAUUAUUUAAUAAUAAAAUGUGCACAAAAUCUUUAUGAACAUUACUUAUAUGAAAAAGAACCUGGAUAUAAUUGUGAAGUGAUAGCUAAUUGGCAGUGUGGAGUUGUAUAAUAGGAAUUCUUAGUAUGUAAAAUAAAUAACAAUAAUAGCCAUUUGAUCAUGGGGAAUCUAAAUAUGCUAUUUUAAAUAAAUGGAUAGACGAAGAUGAACCUGUACUCAAUUAUUUAUAAUGUCGUAGCAUUUUAAAACGAUUGAUAAUUUGACUGCCAAGGGAGUUAAAAUUGUUAAGUUAUAACAGCCAUCAACAGGACAAGAAACAUUUGAUGACGCUAGAUCCUCAAAAAGCCAAUCUUCAUCAAGAUUCUCUAGAAACUCAAUUGCGAAGUUCUAACAUUCUGUAAGCAAAAUGAAGCUUCUAAACAAAAUGGGUGGAUCUUCUCAAUAGAUUACAACUUUUUAAUCGGCAAUUCAAGAGGAAUACAAACCCAACCUAAUAAAAAUGCCCGAGACCAAAAAGCCUCCAACUCCAGAUGCCAUAAUAGAGCGACUUCGUGAAUAGAGAGAAUAUUAAGAACUAGACAAAUAGAAAGAGAAUGAAAGAAUGCGUAAAAUUAAGGAGGAGUAAAUCGAAUAAGAGGAGAAAAAGAAGGAGCAAUUGAAAUAAUUGAAAAAUAAGCAAUACACAUAUGAUUAUGAUGGUUAAGUAGUGUUUCUAACAACAAAGUACAUAUCUCUAAUAUAUAUAGGCCUGUAGAUUUACAGAUAAAUGAAAUACUUUAACCAGAAACAAAAACUAAUUAACCUUAGAGGAUAAUGAAGGAAGUGAAUUCGUAACCUGAAAUCAAACCAGUUAAAGAAGCGUUCGCCAAAGGAGACGAAGACAAUAAGAGACUUGAAAAAGCAGCAGCAAUCGAAUACCCAAAAUAACCUCCUUUAAUUGAAGCAAUGAAGGUUUUAUGAAUAGUUAUUCUAGUCUAAAUUAGGUACAAAUAUCAUUUUUGAUAAUGGAUACAUAAAGGAAGGUGGUGAAUUUAGGAUUGCUGAUAGAAUGAGUAAGAAAGAUUAUCAAACUAUUGUGGAUGGUUUACAAUAAAAAAAUAAGAAGUAGUACGAAGAUGAAGAAGACGGAGUUGUUGAGAAAAUGGAUUCGUAUGACUAGAAAAUAUAUGAUGCCAUCAAUCGUGAAGGAGAUAGGAAUAUCAAAAUUUCAAAUGAAUAAUAUUUUAAAUGGAUGAUGGAAGAUGAAGAUAUUAAAAAGUCAUACCAUUCAUCUUCAGCAGAUUCAGCUAAUGCAAAGAGUGUGUAUGAAAGCAAGAAACAAUCCAAAAAGUACACUCAAGAAAAGGAGAAGAUAAGUCCCAAAAAAAUAAAAUCAUAAUUUGAUAGAAUAAAUGCUUAUAAGAAUUGUAUUACUUUUCUAAUCAUUUAGUUGACGAUAUGAAAAAACCUCAAAAUCUUAAAGCUAGUAGAUUACACAAAGCAUUGAAUGAAUUUGAUUCGAAAUUGUAAAAUCCAAGAUGGGGUUAUACUGAUGAAAAAGAAAUACAACAACCAAACUCAACCAUCUAUAAAUUAAAGCAUAAAUCUGAAAGCCAACCUAAAUUACCUCCCUUAAGAUAAAAAGGGAGAAUUUGA